Messenger RNA from Colletes gigas, 2393 nucleotides. It is a transcript of the gene Miga, whose product is annotated as mitoguardin. Gene Ontology annotation, biological process: mitochondrial fusion. The transcript is spliced from 9 exons. Lineage: Eukaryota; Metazoa; Arthropoda; Insecta; Hymenoptera; Colletidae. The record is from RefSeq and is a predicted model, not a curated record. Bases 556 to 2097 code for a protein of 513 amino acids.
AUAUUCUUACAAUUAGUUUCACUGUUUUUUUAUUUAAUGUUUACAUCGUAUGAACGAAUCAACCAAUGAAUGUAAGGUUAGGCCAGUGCUAACAGACGGUAACCCGGUGCUCCGUGAAAAUUGCCCCUCCACUUUCACACACUAACGCACAGCCACGUGUAUGUGAGCUGCAUUUCGAAUAGCUUCGGAAAUUCGAGAAAAAAUGUGAUUGCGAACCGUGAACCUUUCCUUGUCGUUCACGAAACGGUUGAAAUCCGACUUGCGUCAACCAGCAUACGAUUUCGAGUUUCAACCUAUGUGCCUGGGCUGAAGGGCUUAGUUCACGUACGUGCACGAGCCUGUGUACUAGGAUACGUAAGUGGUGGCGUAGUUUCCUUUGGGCACCGGUCUGUCGUCUGGCAACACUGACUGUAGUACUGUAUGCUUUGAAUCUUGCCGCAAAAACGAAUCCUAUUCGUAGCAGUAUGCAGUACUUUGUUAAAAAUUAAUGUUUUUUCAUUGGUUCAAACAGUGCGUGGACCUCCAUUUAUAAAGUUUAUUGCAAAGACACUGACAAUGUCCGUAUUUAACGCGCGGCAGUUUUUAGGUGCAUUGUAUAAUCGUUACAUAAUUUCACUGCCAUCGAUACACUUAUCUAGAACACAAAAAAUUGUUAUUAUUUGUCUCACUGGAGGAUCGUUACUAUUAGGAGGUUUGGCUCAGUUUUUAAAAAGACGAAGAAGACACCCUCUGCCCCCCUUAAGGAGACCUUUAAGAGAUGCAAAACAAAGAUUUGCAAGUGCAAAGAAUUCUACUUUUGAUGCAUUAUCACAAGUGUCAUGGGCCAGAAGAAGUGAAGCUAGCAGUAGGAGUCACAUAAGCGAACAUGUAUCGCUUAUAUCCUCUGUUCCAGGAGGUCCAGAUGGCGAUGGGAGGCUUGGUCCACAGCAGUAUGGUGUCCUUGGACUGGAGGCGCUGGAAAAGGCUCUCUAUUGCUGGGAGGAUGCUCUCGCUGCGUUUAGCUCUUCGUUCAGCAAUGACACGCUCGCAUUACCGUCUAAGGCGGAUGCAGCUUUUACGCACGACGUCCAAGAGCUCCUUGACAUGGGUUAUCAAAUCCAGAGCCAGGCGGAACUCCUCUUUAUCGACCAGCACUCUGUAUUGUUUCGCAACGAAAGCGAGGAGAGCUUGGACAAACCUUCGAAAAUAGGGACACGGUUAUCCACGAAAGACAAAGCGGACGCUGCAUCUUCUCCAGAGUCCUUCGAGUCGGCGCGUGACGGAGUAGCAGAUCUGCGCGAAUUCGAAGAAUUUUCCGAGUUGUUCCCACAUUUCGAGAAGCAAGAACUCUAUCACACUGCCCUCAAAGAACACGAGGACACUGGUAUUUCUUGCAGACGGCUUCAUACGGAACUGGUGAAAUGCGGCUCGGACGUUGAGUAUUUAGCGAAAGUGCAAUGUUUGCGGCAAGCAUAUACAAAAUUGUUUACUAUUCCGUCUGUGAACUUGUGGAUCAGAGACAUAGGCCGACAAGUUAUUAGCGAUUUGAUCAUGUAUGCAGACAGGGAUCCGAAGGAUUAUUUGAUGCAUUACGAACGGAUGUUAGAGUUCUUGAUCGAUCCAAAGAAUCAUAGCAUGAUGGAAGAAGAAUUAUCAGGGAGAGGCGUGAAGUGCAUAAACUUCUACGACGUGCUGAUCGAUUUUAUACUUUUAGACGCGUUUGAGGAAGUUGAAAAGCCACCGUCGUCCAUUAAAGCAAUUUUACAAAACAGAUGGAUCUCCGCCAGUUUCCGUGAAACAGCAAUCGGUACUGCGGUCUGGUCAGUUCUUGUUGGUAAAAGACAAAUGUUGAAAUACGACAAAGGAUUUUUGUCGCACUUUUACUCGAUUUCUGAACAAAUUUCGCCGGUACUCGUAUGGGGAUUUCUAGGUCCAGAAGGCAGUCUACGUUCCACUUGUCAUUAUUUUAGAGAUCAAGUUAUCGAAUUCCUUGUAGAUAUAUUUAAUUUUUUUAAAGUAAGAUACACCAGUGUCGACAGCCUGGCUGAAGAUGUACUCAAAGAGAUGAUGGUAAGGGUUGAAAAUAUAAAUCAAAGGCUUUCUUUAGAAGGCUGCUAAUUGAAUAUAAACAAAUAGUCAUAACAUUGAAACAUUAAAUGUAUGCAGAGUACUGAUACGAUUAAAUAAGCGCUGCCCGAAAUUGACUUUUGAAGAUCAAAUGCCGUCCUACGGCAUUUAAAAAUAUAUCUACUUACGUAAUUCAGUCGCGAAUAAUCUUUCUAUGUAUGUACAAUUCUUUUAAAGGAGAGAACAAUUUUUUGCAGUCAUGAUAAAAAUGUAUAUUUAAAAUGUUAUGUACAAAUUUUGAACUAUUUUUUUUUUUACCAUAUUUACGAACUUAUCUCUGUUUGUAA